Molecule: messenger RNA, 820 nt
Organism: Chara braunii
Lineage: Eukaryota; Viridiplantae; Streptophyta; Charophyceae; Charales; Characeae
Source: the annotation of a GenBank genome assembly
CCCUGAUGAUCGGUGGCUGGGUUAAUUGAGGGCCGUGAGAAGCGGCUUGUGAUUCUCUAGAGGCACGCACACACGUACGCACGUACGAACGAUUGCCACGUUGUGCACGUCAGCCGGGAGCUGUCCGGUCCGGAUUACAUCUUUUGCCCACGUGGCGAUCUCGGCGGCUGGGAGUGGUACACGUGGUCGGCUCUCCUAGAGGCGGCGAUGGCGGCGGCGCAAUCUCCCAAAGCGGCGCAGCUGCUGGGGAGGCUGGCGCGUCUCGCAGCAGCGCUCGGUGUAGCUGGCAGCAUGGCCCAAGCUUCUCUCUACACUGAUCUGCAGAUGGUGAAUCUGACGCUCAGAGUGCUCUCAAAGCCGGAUAUGCAAAUGCUACCUCACAUUUUCCAGCAUCUCGGUAUCGACUACGAUGAGAGAGUGUUGCCUUCAAUCGGGAACGAAGUGCUCAAGGCUGUUGUGGCGCAAUUCAACGCCGACCAACUUCUCACGGAGAGACCAUAUGUCUCGAAGCUCGUUCGUGAUGCCCUGACAAAGAGGGCCAAGGAUUUCAAUAUCUUGCUUGAUGAUGUUGCUAUUGUACCUCAACAGGAAGCGGAGAGAUCCAAGUUUGUUGUGAUGAAGGCAGAGCAAGAGAGACGAGCAGCGAUUAUCAAGGCUGAAGGAGAAAGCGAAGCAGCAAGAUUGGUAAUGUGGUGGAUGCGUGCAAUUGUGUUCCGAGGGGCGCAGCCUUGUUUCUUUUUGGUCCUUUUCUGUCAUGGUGUAUGAAAUUUCAUGGACUUAUUGUCUUUUCUGGAUUUUGUAAUUCUAAGGUUUCAGAAGU